UGACCGCCUGCCCCCUAACUCCUCCCUGCUUACCCUGACUUUCUGUCUUUGGGUUUUUUCAUUGGGGGUCUGCUCAAUCUACCGAUCUCGGUUACGUUCAGUUUCCGGUGAGCCUUCUCAAAACUCUACGGUUACAUUUUGUUCAAAGAAAGAACUCAUGGGUUUAACUCCAUCUGUGCUUGUUUGCUCUAUUUUCCUCUUUUCUUCUUUUUUGUUUUUUGUUCACGACUAAAUUAAUUAAGCUCGUUCUAAAGCUUGCAGAGAUAGAAAAAAACGUACAGAGAGAGGCAGAUAAUCGGGAGAAAUGUUGAGAGAGUUGGAGAUCCAACAUUUUAGCCACGAAGAGCAUCCCUUGAUGUUGGUGGAAGAGUUAGAAAAUGAAGAUGUUUGCACCGGGUGCGAUAAAUCAGUAUCAUGUGGUCCUGCCUACAAAUGCACUCACUGCGACUUCCUCCUUCAUCAGUCAUGCGCCGACUUACCCCUUGAGAUACAACAUCCUGUGCAUCCAAACCACACCCUUGUCCUCAAAUUGAUGCGAAAAUGGCUUAGAAUAUGUGAUGUAUGCGGUAAGAAUUGCGUCAAUGGCUUCUUCUACCAUUGCAAUAGUUGCAAUUUCGGCCUUGACAUCGAAUGUGCCUCAGCCAGUUGGCCGACUAAACGUGACGACUGUUACCAACAUGAAUUCGUUCCCAUCUUUCAAGAGAUCCAGUUCACAUGUAAACUCUGUGGUGAGGAUUGGAGCGGCGACGCCCAGGUAUGUCUCGUUUGUCGACACUUGGCUCACACUCUAUGUGCUUUGAAGCGACGUAGCAUUAACAUUAUGGAAGAUCGUCACGUGGUCACUCUCAUCUAUUCCCUUGGUAAAGUGUUCAAAGAGCACGACCAUGCAUUCUGUUACUUCUGCGGUAGAAAGGUCAACCUCAAGUAUGCGGGUUAUUAUUGUCAAAAAUGUGAUUUCGUAGCCCAUUUGGAAUGCGCAGUCAAAAAUCCAUUCGACCCAAUAGUAAUCGGUAUCACAUACUCAAGUGACUCAAGCAUAGAAUCUGAUGUCAACGAGGAUAUCUACUUAGAAGAGGAUGAAGAUCGUGAGGAGGUCAAACGUUUCUAUCACGAACAUAAGUUAGUCCUCAGCCGCAACGAAGUCGAGGUUGAUCAUCAUAAGCUCAUCUGUGAAGGUUGUAUGCAAUCAAUUUCCGCCCCAUUUUAUAGUUGUGAGCAAUGCCACUACUUUCUCCAUAGUACCUGCGCUAGACUACCCUUAAAGAAGCGACACCCAAUUCACCCGCAUAAGCUGACCCUCUCUGCAAUCGGAAAGUUUACUGGUGGCCUCACAUUUUGUUAUGCUUGUCGUCGUUUAAGCCAUGGCUUCGCUUAUGUAUGCCACCGCCUCGACUGUGGCUACAGCUAG
Molecule: messenger RNA, 1408 nt
Organism: Alnus glutinosa
Lineage: Eukaryota; Viridiplantae; Streptophyta; Magnoliopsida; Fagales; Betulaceae
Exons: 1
Coding region: 305-1408 (367 amino acids)
Source: RefSeq, a predicted model, not a curated record